Molecule: messenger RNA, 2435 nt
Organism: Gadus macrocephalus (Pacific cod)
Lineage: Eukaryota; Metazoa; Chordata; Actinopteri; Gadiformes; Gadidae
Gene: slc45a2
Product: solute carrier family 45 member 2
Exons: 8
Coding region: 602-2359 (585 amino acids)
Cellular component (GO): membrane
Molecular function (GO): sucrose:proton symporter activity
Source: RefSeq, a predicted model, not a curated record
AGUAACACACACACACACACACACACACACACACACACACCACACACACGUCGCCUCCACGCGUCUCUCCUCCCCUCUCGUCGGAUCUUCACCUUGCACUGCCCCCUUGCUCUCCUCAGACUAAUCAGAGAAGCCUGCCAUUCCCGCACACGGAGGGAGAGAGAGAGAGAACAGGCGAGAGAGUGGUCGUGUGUUGCUGCUGCUCCGUUCCCCAGUAAUGCUCUAGAGCGGAGGACCGUCCACCAAGCUGCCAUACCGAGUGACCAGCGGAGGGACUGGGAACUUUUGGAACUUUUGGGAACUUUGGGGAACUUUGGGGAACUUUUGGGAACUUUAAGGAACUUUGAGGAACGGUUAUCCACCAGCCAGGGCCGACUGGACAAGACUCAUCUCUUCACACACAGGUCUUGCGUCUAUCUCUCUCUCUCUCUCUCUCUCUCUGUCUGUCUCUCUCUCUCUCUCUCCCUAUCCCUCUCUCUCCAGCUUCUCUCUCUCUCUCUCUCUCUCUCUCUCUCUCUCUCUCUCUCUCUCUCUCCUGCUUCUCUCCCCCCCCCCCCCCCCCCCCCCCCCCCCCCCCCCCCUCCUUCCGGACUUUUAAACCAUGACUCUGCUAGUGGAAGACCAGUCCACCCAGCCCCAGCCUUGCCGGCUCCCGGAGCACUCCCCCACCACCACCACCACCACGGGCACCACCACCACCACCUCUCUGGACUGGUGUCCCACCCGAGCGAGCAAGCAGUCGAUGGGGGACGCGCUGGUGUUCGGCGCGGUGGAGCCCCCCCGGCGGUCGCGCGGCCGGCUGCUGCUGCACGGCCUGGUGAUGUUCGGCCGCGAGUUCUGCUACGCGGUGGAGGCGGCGUUCGUCACGCCGGUGCUGCUGAGCGUGGGGCUGCCGCGCAGCCUCUACAGCCUGGUGUGGCUCAUCAGCCCCAUCCUGGGCUUCCUGCUGCAGCCCGUCAUCGGCUCGGCCAGCGACUACUGCCGCGCGUCCUGGGGCCGCCGGCGGCCCUACAUCCUGGCACUGGGCCUGCUCAUGCUGCUGGGCAUCAGCCUCUUCCUCAACGGGGACGCCGUGGUCUCAGCAAUCGUCAGUGAGCCGGAACUCAAGAGGAUAUGGGCCAUCGUGGUGGUGAUGCUGGGGGUGGUGCUGUUUGACUUUGCGGCCGACUUCAUUGACGGGCCGAUCAAGGCCUACCUCUUUGACGUGUGCUCCUACCAAGACAAGGAGAGAGGCCUCCACUACCAUGCCCUGCUCACAGGUCUGGGGGGCGCCUUCGGCUACCUGAUAGGAGCCAUGGACUGGGGCCACUCCUCGCUGGGCAAGCUGCUGGGCUCCGAGUACCAGGUCAUCUACUUCUUCUCGGCGUUGACCUGGGUCCUCUUCCUCACCGUCCACCUGGUCAGCAUCCCGGAGACGCCCCUGGACAAGGCGCCGCAGUCCCCCGUGAUGCCCCCCAGCUCGACCUCCACCUCGGGGGGCAUCCCUCUGAUGCGGUACCAGAGCGGCGGCGGCGGCGGUGGCGGCGGCGGCGGUGGCGGCGGCGGCUACGGAGCGCUGCCCAAGGAGCCCACCUACCAGACGACUAUGGAGAUCCGGCCCCGGUCUUUCUCCGUUCUGUCCGAGGCCAACGCCGUCACCUCCAGCGCCAAGCAGCCCAACAAGGAGGCCCAGAAGAGAAUGACAUUCAGGUCGUUAAUGAAGGUCAUGUUCAACAUGCCAAACGACUACCGAUACCUGUGCAUUAGUCACCUGUUGGGAUGGACGGCCUUUCUCUGCAACAUGCUCUUCUUCACUGACUUCAUGGGACAGAUUGUAUACAAAGGAAACCCGUACGCUGCCCAUAGCUCAACAGCUUAUAGCAGAUAUGAGAGAGGUGUUGAAAUUGGCUGCUGGGGACUCUGCAUCAACGCUGUAUCUUCGGCACUCUACUCAUACGUGCAGCGACUGCUGCUGCCCCACGUCGGCCUGAAGGGGCUGUACUUCGUGGGCUACUUUGUGUUCGGCCUGGGCACCGGCCUCAUCGGCCUCUUCCCCAACGUGGUGGCCACCCUGGUGCUCUGCAGCGUGUUCGGCGUGAUGUCCAGCACGCUGUACACCAUCCCCUUCAACCUCAUCGCAGAGUACCAGCGCGAGGAGGAGGAGCAGCUGAGGCUACUUGAGUCCAAUGAGCCGCAGCGGGGCACGGGCGUGGACUGCGCGGCGCUGACGUGCAUGGUGCAGCUGGCCCAGAUCCUGGUGGGAGCGGGGCUGGGGGCCCUGGUCAACGUGGCCGGCAGCGUGGUGGUGGUCGUCGGGGCGUCCGCCGUGGCCUUCCUCGGCUGUGUCUUCAUCGCCCUUUUCGUCAGAGACGUCAAGUGAUUUUUUUUUGGACCCCCUUUGUUUUUUUGCGAUUGUCAAAAUGAGUGUUUUAAUAAAUAACGGAAUCUUUAUACGA